AUGUCCAUCGACUAUGCCUCGACAUCUGGUCGAUCGAUGUCCGCAGAAGCUAGCAGCUCAGAGGGAAGCCCACGAGUUGCGCGAGCGUCCCUAUCAGAACGCUUGGGUGCUGCUUCGUCAAGGGACAAAAAGGCAUCAAGUCGAGCAGCUUCGAACGCCGCUCGAAUCAAGUCGUUCGUAGAGCUUCUGGACCCUUCAGAUUUGCUGCCAGGCCACGCAGUGGCAGACUCGUACAGCCUGCGACACUUGUGCCUGCAACCGGGGGGUAUACCUACAUCUUCUACUCACAGAUCAAGCUCUUCGCGGCGCUUUGGACAGUCCGCCUCGCCUCAGUCAGCCGGACUAGGUUGGCUACGCUCUUGCGCGUGGAGUGUUCUCUUGGGGCUGCUGCCGCCCGAAAAGUCGCAAUGGAGGUCGACGUUGAAUCAACGCCGGUCUGAGUACUAUGUGAGUGUGCAUGGCUAGAGUUCGCGCCGCCGUCUGAGCGCUGAAGGAAUAUCCAUCUUUCAAUGCUCCGCAUUGCGUCAUAAAGUCGUUCGUGUCGACCCUAGCGUGUCCAGAGGCUUCCCCGGGCUCGGGGCCUUCACCUCACCGCGACGCGCUGUUGGAUCAGAUCUACCGGGAUCUCUCUCGCUCCCGCCGCAACGUAUUCGCGUUUUAUCACGCACCAGUCGCUGCUUCGCGCGGCUGUCCACUUGCCCCGCUUCCAUCAGAGGAGUUGAAUAAGCACACCGAGCCACGCGCAAGACGUAAGAGAGCCACUCCUAGAGUCGAAAAUAGACACGCCCUCCUCUUCAGACUGGCUCACAUCAAUUCAGACUUUGCCGAUUAUUUGCACGAGGAGAGGGAUGAGAGGACACCAGCGAACUCGCUUCUCGCGGCGCCGCGGAGCAGUGAUCGACACAAACAAGGCAGCUUGACAGCGUCUGCAUCGCUUGACGCGGACGGCUUGGCACCGGACUCGACGGCAAAUAGAAGCCCGCCGAUUGUACUACUACCCCCGUCUCCUGAAACCCGGCGCGGUCAUACGCCUGAAGCCGACAGCAGUGACGCGUUGCUCCCAAGCGAUAUUGCUCAGGACUUUGCAAAGCAAGACGACCAGCAUUCUGCCGGUGCAAGUCCGCAGCAGCUUACGGAUGAGUCCGUUCGCUCUCUUCAGGACCGGCGCUGGCAUUCCUUACUCCGCAUUCUCUUUGUCUAUGCGCUUCUGAACCCAUCCACAGGCUACGUGCAAGGAAUGGGCGAGAUUGCCUUUGUGCUGGCAUACGUCAUGGGAACAUCCGAAGCAUGGCCCUUUUCGCCCUCGCAUAAUGAAGACGAGGCGGAGAACGGUGAAGCAGAGGACGUUGAUGAAGCCUACGUGGACCGUGAUGACGAUCCGCCAGGCGCGCACGCAGAGGCAGAUGCCUUUUGGCUAUUCUCCAGGCUUGUGGGAGAGCUGCGCGAGCUUUACGAGUUCGACGGCAUCGAUCACCACGCAGCAAGCCUGCAUGUCAGAAAUGGCUCGGGGCGAGCACUUCCGUCUUUGCCAAAGCAGGAGUCGCAGCAAGGCGGCAUGGCUAAGGCCCUAGAACGCACAAGCGUGCGCCUCCGUUGGCUCGAUGACGGUCUUUGGGCGGCUUUAGUGAGUCAAUGCAUGUAUGGCACGCUGCUUCAACCAACGCAGGGCUGAAAUUUGCCCUUUCGUUUCAAGGCACAGCAAGGCCUGGAUCCGCAGCUGCCGUACUACUCGUUCCGCUGGCUAGCGUGUCUGUUGAGCACUGAGCUGGCCUUGCCAUCAGUGCUGCAGCUCUGGGAUCUCAUUCUGGCAGAAUCAGGAAGCGCCACGCAAGAUUCGCACGCAUUAGGGCCAAAGGUCGAGAUACUCAUCGACAUGUGCUGCGCGCUGCUCAUCAGCCUGCGGGGACCACUCCUCGGCGCCGCUGAGCCGCAUGAGGGGGACGGGGACGAGUCAGACGCUUUCAGUCGAUGCAUGAGUAUAUUGCAGGAUUUGGAACACGUCGACAUUGGACCCGUCGCCGAGCUCGCAUGCGUGUUCAGGCAGCGCAGACUUGCGGCGCCUCUGACUGGGGAUGCGCCUCCCGAGUGUCAUCAAGAAGCAACGCUUCCUUCGACUCCGGCAUCGGUGCGAGACAGAGCAACACAGGCUCUGCGAGGUUGGACUGGUCCCGGCGGGCCGAAGUGGCUCUCGUCAGCAACUGCGCGCUCCGUUUCCGGCGGGUCGACCUUCUCAACACCUAAUCGAGCCGACGAGACAUCAGUUGAAGCAUCCUCGACGAACAGUCCCAGGGCUACAUUUGCAAAGUACGCAGAAGCAUUUCAAAGUAGCGAUGCUGCUGCGAACCUUUCGAAAGCCAGCACGAACUGGACCGCAAGAGCUAUGGCGUCCUGGGGUGCAAAUGGCUCACAGAGUCGCAGCCGCGAAUCUUCGCCGCUGUUACCAACGGAUGGAUCUCCCCGUCCAGGUUCGGCAGCCAAGUUAACGCUCGCGGGCCUGUUCAGUCGUCAGCGUUCCGAUAGCAGCGGCACUGCUGCAUCUGGACCUUCCGAUUCAACCCACCCGGCGCUGCGGUGGUCGCGAGAGAUGCCAAAUCUACCGCUGCCAAAUGUGCUGGACAGUCCGCCGGAAAGGCAGGAGUACGGGUGGGCUUCUCGCCCUCAGCUGCCAGCGUCUUUGGCGAGCCCAAAUCUGAACGAAAGCCCAAAUACGGCCCCCACUGCGGGACGCUUCUCGCCCAUAAGUACCCAGUCGCCCGGCAGCGUGCGAGGAGGCAGCUCGGUACGAGGGGCUGGGCCCAAGCCUCUACUACUCACUGGCUCUGCCAGACCUCCGCGGGAGAGCAGCGGCUCCCACCACGAACAUUUUGCAGAGCCUAGCCGCAAGAUUUCUAGCGGUCCCAUGGCCGCCAGGAAUGGCUCUGAGCGUGGCAGUGUGCGUGGCUUGCCCGCAGGCAGCAGGCGCGACAGUAGCAUUGCGAGCUCCAUUGCAGGAAGCUCUGGGUGGAGCUCACGCCCACAGUCCGAAUUUGGUGAUCCGCCCCAAUCUGGCCAUAGUUCGGCCACCCCUGGGACUGGCAACACCCCGACUUUGCCAAGUAUGGCGGCAGCCACGCGUCUAGCAGACAAGCUGCCGCCCAUCGGCACCACACCUGGCCCGGCCCUUGGCCUUGCCGGAUCGGCGAACGGCAAGCUGACGGCGGCCGCUUUCAACAGGGCUAGACGAGGCUCGACGGGAGAUGGCAGCGAUCGGACGAGCGCGUAUAGUGCUGAAGGUACGGCUGUCGGGACGGAUGACCUUCCGCCUGCAUCCUCUACUGGAUUCAUCGCCGAAGAGCAUCAUGUAAGCCCGGCGCCUAUUGCAAGCAGCUCAGAGACACCACUGGUCGCAGCAUCGUCUCUCAUGAGGCCACGCGGAACUGGCGGUGCGAAGGCGAAGGGCAGCAAUGGGUCCGUCUCUUCCUUCGGGCCCAGUCAUGUGUCAAGCGACAGCAUGGAGCAAUUCAGUAGACGCGAGUCAAAUCGGAGCAGCACGUCUACGACGAGCCCACAGCGCCGCUCGCUAGCCUUAACGGAGUCCGAAGCAUCUCGCCCAGAUUCUCAAGGCGCAUUGUCAAAGGCUUCCUCGGACUCUUCGUCGCACGACUCUCUGGCACAGCGACGCGGCAGCGCGAUUAGCGCCGACCGCGUCACCAGCAGGCAAAACAGCGAGUCUUUGCUCGAAGAGCAAUCGUUCGAAGACCAAGAAUUGGAACAGGAUCGUAUCGGAUUGCAGAGGUUCGAGCUGACGGAUGAGCCAAUACGCUUGCCCGAGCUGCAACGCGAGGGUAGCGAACGUAGCAUCAAUCGCUCGAACGGUAUCCAAAGAUCCACUGUUCGAUCAAAGCGAGCUUACUCGACUGUGAAGAAGCGCCAGAGCGGAGCAGACGAUGCAGAAGCCGGAUGGAACGGCGAGUCCCGCAAGCCUACUGCAGGACUCAGGCGCAGCUCGGCAGCUCGUUCUUCCAAGCUCCAAAUUGCGCCUGCUGAGGAUGAUACCGUGAUAAGAGCGCCUUCUCCAGGUCCGAGCGCCGGUCAAACGAUGGACAUUGACGAGCUCGUGAUGGAGCUCUCGGGAGAGAAUGAUGCCACACUUCGAGGAGACGAAUGGUCGGUGCGCGAGGGUCGAGAGCCGAGCCGAGCACCGGGAUUACAGACGGACGGCACAAGGGGCAUAGGAAUCGACAUGGGAGAAAGCAUCGGCCACGAUUUGGCGACUCCCCGCUUUGACGCCUUGCGACGACUUGCUCCCGACGAUAUGCCGCAAGACGAGUACGACGAAGAUUGGGAGACUUAUGACGCUGCGGGAGCCGGGUUUGAAAGCGCGGGCGCUGCCCAGGGUGAUUUGAUGGCAUCGAUUGGAAACGCCAUGCUAGCCCCUGCUGCCACCUCUCAAGCGAUCUAA
Ceraceosorus bombacis is the source of this 4441-nucleotide messenger RNA. NCBI's taxonomy places the organism in Eukaryota, Fungi, Basidiomycota, Exobasidiomycetes, Ceraceosorales, Ceraceosoraceae. The record is from the annotation of a GenBank genome assembly.